Molecule: messenger RNA, 318 nt
Organism: Staurois parvus
Lineage: Eukaryota; Metazoa; Chordata; Amphibia; Anura; Ranidae
Source: the annotation of a GenBank genome assembly
AGGAUUAACACAUACAGGAACACUCUUCCAGGGACAGGGAUAUCAGAGGAUUAUUACACACAGGAACACUCUUCUGGGACAGGGAUAUCAGAGGAUUAUUACACACAGGAACACUCUUCCAGGGACAGGGAUAUCGGAGGAUUAUAUACACACAGGAACACUCUUCCAGGGACAGGGAUAUCAGAGGAUUAUAUUACACACAGGAACACUCUUCCAGGGACAGGGAUAUCAGAGGGAUUAUUACACACAGGAACCUCUUCCAGGGACAGGGAUAUCAGAGGAUUAUUACAUACAGGAACACUCUUCCAGGGACAGGGA